This is a messenger RNA of Gossypium arboreum, 1859 nucleotides long. RefSeq lists its product as uncharacterized. Gene Ontology annotation, cellular component: membrane. Bases 106 to 1230 code for a protein of 374 amino acids. The transcript is spliced from 5 exons. Gene Ontology annotation, molecular function: starch binding. NCBI's taxonomy places the organism in Eukaryota, Viridiplantae, Streptophyta, Magnoliopsida, Malvales, Malvaceae. The record is from RefSeq and is a predicted model, not a curated record.
UACUACUAUUUAGUUCCCACAAUAGACAAAAGGCAAUGAUUUUUGUGAACCACAACUGAAAGCCGCAAGUGAUAGAGAGCGAGAGUUACUGUUGUGAACUGGAAAAUGAUGAAAACCUUGACAAGUUCUUGUUGCUCCAAGCCCAUCAUUGAGAGGCAUAAUGAUGUAGGGUUUUCUUGUUUCAAGGAUCUUUCUCUUAAUAGACCUCAACUAUGCUUAUUUCCUUCAAAAGAUGUUGCUAGAAUCCGGUUCUUGCAUUUGCUUUCUUUGCAACACAAGCGUCUGCACCCUCUUCUUUCAUCACAGGACUCGCAGGUGGAGUUGGAAACGGUGGAAACUCAACCUGAAAAAGAAAUUCCAUCAAAGACUGUUAAUGUCAGAUUCCAGUUAGAGAAGGAGUGCUCCUUUGGAGAACAUUUUUUUAUAGUAGGUGAUCAUCCAAUGUUAGGGUUAUGGGACCCUGACAAUGCUGUACCACUGACUUGGUCUGAAGGACAUGUUUGGACAGUAGAGCUGGAUGUACCUGUUGGAGUAUCAAUCCAGUUCAAAUUCAUUCUUAAAACUAGCACUGGGAACCUUUUAUGGCAGCCGGACCCUGAUCGGAUAUUUGAAUCCCGUGAAACUGAGACCAAUAGUACAACUGUUGUUUGCGAAGAUUGGGAUAAAGCUGAACAUCAGAAAAUUAUAGAGGAAGAGGCAUUAACUAAUCAAGACGGACCUCUUCUUAAUUCUGAGAUGGCAAUCGUUGCAGAAAACUUGACACCUUCAGAGGAAGAACUAGUCCCUGACAUAAAUCUUACCUCUCCUGGAGAGGAGCACUUACAAGCAUUAUCUGAGGAAUUUGCCACUGGCAAUGGUGAUCCUUCAACAGAGAAGCCCUUGGCUAUUGUUGCAGAGAACAUUAGUUACCCAACAGAAGACUUCAUAGCAAAUGCUGCAGAUGAUGGAGUGCUUGAUUUGAAGAGAACUAACAACCCAGAUGAUGAAGCUUUGGAUAUUUCAAAUAAGAAUGUUUUGGUAGCAGAAGACAUUGGUGAUAUCAACAGAGCAACUGAAGAAGUUGAGGGAAAUAUGAUAGCAUAUGAAGGUAAUCCUGUUCUAGUGCCUGGCUUGGGUCCAUUAACAACAGUGUCAACUGAAGAAGAGAUGUUGAGUGAUGAUGAGAAUAGUACAAUUAAUGCAUUGAUUGGGGUCGAUGAAGCCUUAGAUCACAAUUUGUCUGAGGGUUAAGGGAGGCAAUAUGUAGUUUUCCCCUUGCAAAAUCUGCCAUGGUUGUUGGUAUUGCGGCUGAUAUAGUUAUGCCUUUUCCUUUGCGAUGUUAUUUUAAUGCCAGCAUAAUAAUAUUCAGUUAGAUGAGAAGCCAGAACCUGAAGGUGAACAACCGGAAGAAGAAACAACUGCAGUAGCCAAGGACGAUGAGGAGCAGCCCAACCAGCAUAUUCAGGAGCCCCCAGUAGCCAAAGAAGAACUUCCUGAUGUGGAGCCUUUUCACAGCAAUGUGUUGCAAAGUGAUGUCCAGUGGGGUCGUAAAACAUUGCAGAAGCUUCUCAACGGUUUAAGAUUUCUAUAGCUCAUCUAGACUAAACUAGAUAUUACAUACAGUCAAUGAAGGAGGCAUGCUCAUUGCUAUGCUUCAUUUCUGUUAUAUUCUAAAGAAGGCCUGGCAAAUAAAAAUGAGGGUUAGGUAUUGGUAGUGCAUUAUUGUUGUUAGUGUGUAGCAUGUACAUACAAACACUGCUUCCUUUUAUUCUGUUGUGUAUUCUACCAUGUGAAGUAACCAGAAUUUUGUACUAUGCGUUCAUGGCGUGUUCUGUAUUAAUACCAGGAGUUAACAAGCAAUCCAUUUGGUAAUAUGUAAA